AUGGCCGAAUCCGCACAAGACGCUUCAGCCCGAUCCAAUCCUCGAUUUGCAGAUAUCAGAUCAGAUUCUGAGGAAGCAGAACCCAGUCUCGCAACCAUCCAGUUUAAGAAGAUAAUGAAAGAGUUGCGUGAAACGAGGAAGAUGGUGGCCGAAGCUUUGGAGAAAUCCAAAGGCAACCAUACGUCGCAGCAUUAA
Molecule: messenger RNA, 195 nt
Organism: Prunus armeniaca (apricot)
Lineage: Eukaryota; Viridiplantae; Streptophyta; Magnoliopsida; Rosales; Rosaceae
Source: the annotation of a GenBank genome assembly